CAAUGGGAGGGGAGAGAAGGGGGUUGUGGGGGGGAGAGUCUGUGGGAUUCUGAACGUUUUGAUUCAGGGAGAAAAUGGAUAAAUUGAGGACAGGGAGGAGCUGUCCUCCUGUGAAAGGUGGAUAAAUGCAGCCCUAUGAAGCGGAAGCACCAGCUCCUUUCUGAUACUUUCAAGGCCAAGAAGCCACGGCUGGCUCUGAGUGACGGAUCCGAGCCUUCAGAACAGGAGGGCCCUGCGGCCGUCGAAGCCGCUCUUCAGAAUCUGGUAUCUCUCUUCCCUCGGAAAGUAUUUGAGGAUUCCCUGCCGCCUUUGGUUCUGAGGCAUCAGAUUUACAGCCUUGUCAAAGAUCGUACGGUUGUGGACAGGUAUCUGAGCCAGCUGAAAAAUGAGGGCCGGAUCCGAAUGUUUCAACACAGCUUUGAAGCGGAUUUUUUUGUGCUGGCAUUCACGGACAGCUAUGUAUCUAAGGUGCAGGAAUUUAUAUCGGGAAAGGAGUUUGCCAGGACAGUGAAGAAGUUUUUAGAUUCGGUCCUUACCACCUGCCCUGACAUCAGUUUUGACAAGAAAAGGAUGUUGAAAGACUUCGGCUUUAGGGACACAGAAAUCACGCAGCUGGUGAAUGCUGGAGUCUUGACUGUCCGUGAUGCCGGAAGCUGGUGGCUUGCUGUGCCUGGAGCAGGCCGCUUCAUCAAAUGCUUCAUCAAAGGAAGGAAAGCUGUUUUGGGGAUGAUCCAGAAAUCCAAAUACAAGGAAGUCCUACUGUCGGAUUUGCAGAGCCGUCAAGCGCCCAAUGCGGUGAAACUGGGCCUUCCCUACCAUAUUCACGACAUCAUUGGAGCCCAGCUGGUUGACUGCGUGCCAACGUCCUCUGGGACCCUCCUGCGACUAACUGAUGAUUAAAAAUGUGCCAAGCAGAGAACAGUGCCCAAAAGAGACUAUUUUGCCUUGAGAUUUUUUUUCACGUUGGGAUUCAGGGUCCUCUGCUUGAGCCCCUGACAUUAGUGGGACCAGAAGAAACUUUUCCUCAGCAAAAGAACCUUAACUGAUCUGGAAAUUGCACUUAAUACAGGAACUCCUUGUAUGGAACCAUCUUAGAUGGAUUGGGACUACCCACAUUAUUGGUUACAUGGAUGGGCCUGAAUUGAGAGUAAAAUAAAAUUACGCAGUCUUUGUCCAUGAAUUGCAGAGGCUGAAGUAAGCUGAAAAUGCUCAUUGCAAGAUAUGCUCCUUAGUCGAUUCACUCCUUGAGUAUGGUGUUAGGUAUUUAUUCUGUAUACCUUGCGUAUGGGUAUUUAUUGGGUAUAAAUUUUGUCACUUGUUGUAAAAAGAAAGAAGUUUGGAAAGCAUCUUUAAAUGGAAUUAAAGCCCCAAAGGAUGUG
Messenger RNA from Ahaetulla prasina, 1379 nucleotides. RefSeq names its product serine/threonine kinase 19 (gene WHR1). Lineage: Eukaryota; Metazoa; Chordata; Lepidosauria; Squamata; Colubridae. Bases 136 to 900 code for a protein of 254 amino acids. The transcript has 8 exons. Gene Ontology annotation, biological process: protein phosphorylation; positive regulation of Ras protein signal transduction. The record is from RefSeq and is a predicted model, not a curated record. Gene Ontology annotation, molecular function: protein serine/threonine kinase activity.